ACUGCUAUAGUCUCCGCCCUUCAGCUAGUGGUCCAGCAUGCUGAUAAGCAUGUCAAGCGCUGCGCGUUCCAGCUUCUCCGGCGUUUGGUGCCCCGUCCCCGUGCUGGCUGCUUCCGCCAUCUGCUCGAACGAGUCCCACGCUUCUCCCUAUAACGACGUCAGUUUAUACAGUGGCCGCUUAUCGUCGUCCAUUUCCUGUGUGCAGAACCAGACACCCAAGAGACAUCGCCACACGCCCUUAUAUCUCGCCCACGUAUCAUCCUCCAUGCGGUUAUCAAACAGCCUCCUUGGUUUGACGUACGCUUCUGUACGCUGCGCCUCGAACAGCACGGCCAGCCCGACGGCGUUGGGCGCAGACGUCGCUCGAGCCUGGUCUAGCACGCUGUCGACCGUCGCCCACAUCGCCUGGAGCACGACCUCAUCUUCAUUGAUGGGUCCUAUGGUGUUGAAUAGUGCGCUGGCACUGAGCCCUUACUUCCCGGAGAUCUCGAACGCGGUCCAUUGCCUGCUACGCCGGGCGUCUGUUCGGAGCGGCUUACAGAGACUCAUCGGCCGUCUAUCCCCGGGCCACCUCAAACCACUGGCUGCCGGCUCGGCUUGGGAAGAAGCGUUGGCAUUGGACGCCUAUUAUCCAUGGCAGCCGUCGGGGCUGCUGGCUUUUCUUGCUCACGUCGCCCCCCUUCUUCCACUCAUUCACCCACUCAUGUUUCUCUCGACAGUGCUGCUGCAUAGUCUGCAGCCGGAUGCAUACAUACGAGCACGUAUCGCAUCGUAUGCCGUCGUUACGUGGCGCUAUGAUGUAUGGGAUUGCCGCUAUAUGUGGGCUGGGAUGCUCUAGCCCUGCAACAUCAGACUGUGUUUUAUACACUGUCGUCUCUUGCUCGAUCUUGCAGACAAUAGCACAUCUCUCUU
Molecule: messenger RNA, 912 nt
Organism: Colletotrichum phormii
Lineage: Eukaryota; Fungi; Ascomycota; Sordariomycetes; Glomerellales; Glomerellaceae
Exons: 2
Coding region: 38-838 (266 amino acids)
Source: RefSeq, a predicted model, not a curated record